This is a messenger RNA of Eurytemora carolleeae, 1670 nucleotides long. RefSeq names its product glutamic acid-rich protein. The coding region runs from base 8 to 1642 and encodes 544 amino acids. The transcript has 4 exons. NCBI's taxonomy places the organism in Eukaryota, Metazoa, Arthropoda, Copepoda, Calanoida, Temoridae. The record is from RefSeq and is a predicted model, not a curated record.
AUUUUAGAUGCGGGCUUUUAUCCGGUUAUGUGAUCAUAAAUUUGUGAAUGUCAAGAUAAAAAAAUUCAGAGAAGAGAACCCAGAUUGGAAUGAUAAACUGCACAAAAUAAUUUACACCCUGGGGAAGCAAACCCAGGCAAAGAAGAUGAAGUUGGAUAAAAACAAGAUGGGCGCCGGGAAGAAAAAGCCCCCAAAAAAAGAUGACAAGGAUGAAGAAACCAUGAAGGACGAGGAAAAUACAGUCAGUGACGAUGAUGACGAAGAAAACGAACCGCAAGAAGAAAAGGGCGUUAAAAAGGUCAAAAGAAAGAAAACAGAGGAACAUACCGAGGUUUCUGACAGUGAAGAAAUGGAGGAAGCAGAAGAUGACGAUCAAGCUGAAAACAAGGACAACGUUGAACACGAAAACGAAUAUGAAGAAGAGAGUGUCGAAGAUGAAGACGAGGGUGUCGAAGAAGACGAAGAAACAAACGUUGAGCAAAACUCCGAUGAUGACCUUGAAUACCUUGAAGCAAUGGAAGCUAACUUGAAAAAGGAUGACUCUGAAUCUGAAAAUAACUCAGAUGAAGAGUUGUUCAUCAGCUCCCUAAAGUCUUCGUUGCUUUCAGUAAAUCCUUCCGAAUCUUCCAAUAAAACAAAACAACAAGAAUUGGCGGGAAAAUUAGAAUCUGCUUCUAGAGAUAAGUUUAAAAACGUUGAAAAAAAGAAAGGAAGCUGUCUUGUUAAAGUUUUAAAUUUAAAAGAACCUUUUGAGGAUGGUUCCGAAGAAGAAGCAGAAUCAGAAUCAGAUGAGGAAGAUGAGGAUGAAGAUGGGUCCGGAGAAGAGGUGGAAGAAGAGGAUGAAGGAAGUGAGGAAGAUGAAGACAAAGUUGAAGAUAAAGAUAAAAAGAAGAUUCCAAAGAGAUCUUCCUUCUUCCUGGGCGGGGAAAGUGAUGAAGAGAACGACGCUGAAGAAGAUGAAGAUGAUGAGACACAUAUUCGAAGGGAACACGAGGAGAACACAUUUAUUGAUCCUCGAGAGCGGGCAAAUGAACGCGGUGUAGGACGGGGAGGCUCUAUAGGCCGGGGAAGCUGGAAUGGAGGACAAGGUCGAGGUUUCAAUGAGCGAGGUCGAGGUGGGGUUGAGAGAGGACGUGGGAGAGGAGGAAGGGGAAACUUUGAAAAAAGAGGUGGUGGAGGAUAUGAAAGAGGACGCGGUGGAUCUGAUAGAGGACGCGGUAGAUUUGAAAGAGGACUUGGUAGAUCAGACAGAGGACGGGGAAGAUUUGAAAGAGGGCGUGGUGGAUCAGACAGAGGACGCGGUGGAUUUGAACGUGGAGGACGUGGAGGAUUUGAGAGAGGCGGCCGAAGAGAACAAAGUAAGACAGAAAAUCCGCGAAAACGUAAUGUUGAGGAAAGUGAAAAUCUACAUCCGUCUUGGGCGGCUAAAAAGAAAUCAAAACAAGACAUUGUCCAGUUCGAGGACAAACGAACCGUUUUUGGGGAAUCAGAGACUCCAAAAACUUUUAAAACAGAUUCUUCCAAAAGCUUUAAAAACGCAGAGUCUUCUAACAAGGAUAUGCACCCGUCUUGGGCCGCGAAAAAGAACCAAAAACCUUCAAUUUUACCCUUUCAGGGAAAGAAAACUGUUUUUGGAGACUAAAAGUUAAAUUUUUAAUAUGUUUUCAGAA